Molecule: messenger RNA, 2868 nt
Organism: Betta splendens (Siamese fighting fish)
Lineage: Eukaryota; Metazoa; Chordata; Actinopteri; Anabantiformes; Osphronemidae
Gene: top3b
Product: DNA topoisomerase III beta
Exons: 18
Coding region: 226-2802 (858 amino acids)
Biological process (GO): DNA topological change
Cellular component (GO): nucleus
Molecular function (GO): DNA topoisomerase type I (single strand cut, ATP-independent) activity; DNA binding
Source: RefSeq, a predicted model, not a curated record
AGCUAAUAAUCACACCGGAAAAAGAAGAAGAAGAAGCCAUUGGAGAUCAUGGAACCGGAAGAAAAUCAUCAAACUGUCAUGGCGUCUUUUGUAAUUUCUUACAUACAUAAUCGAGACUGUUGAAGUUAGAGCGGCCCGUGUUCGCACUACGGCCUAAAACAAGACGACAGGAACCACAAGGUUCAGUCACAAACGUGCCUACGCUGCAGGAACGCGUGAUCCAACAUGAGGACGGUUCUGAUGGUGGCAGAGAAGCCGUCGUUGGCUCAGUCCAUUGCCAAAAUCCUGUCUAAAGGAAGCUGCACCAGCCGUAAAGGGCUCAACGGAGCGUGCUCAGUGCACGAGUACGCCGGCAGCUUCCAGGGCCAAAGUGUCCGAUUCAAGAUGACUUCUGUUUGUGGACACGUGAUGACUCUGGAUUUCAUUGGGAAGUACAACAACUGGGACAAGGUGGACCCUGCAGAGCUCUUCAGCAAAGCUCCCACAGAAAAGAAGGAAGCCGCCCCCAAGCUCAGCAUGGUCAAGUACCUCCAGGUUGAAGCCAGAGGCUGUGACUACGUGGUUUUAUGGUUGGACUGCGAUAAAGAAGGCGAGAACAUCUGUUUUGAGGUGCUGGAUGCUGUUCAGCCAGUGAUGAACAAAGGCAGUGUCAGGGAGCGCAGUGUUUACCGAGCCAAGUUCAGCUCCAUCACGGACACUGACAUCUGGAACGCCAUGAACCACCUGGGAGAGCCCAACCGCAACGAAGCCCUCUCAGUGGACGCGCGUCAGGAGUUGGACCUGAGAAUUGGCUGUGCUUUCACACGGUUCCAAACCAAAUAUUUCCAAGGUAAAUACGGCAAUCUGGACUCUUCCUUGAUCUCGUUUGGGCCCUGUCAGACCCCGACUCUUGGCUUCUGUGUGGAACGCCAUGACAAAAUCCAGUCCUUCAAGCCAGAGACUUACUGGAUCCUUCAAGCAAAGGUGUUCAAAGGAAAGGAGAGCCCUAUAACACUGGACUGGAACAGAGUUCGUGUUUUCGACAGGGACAUUGGGCAGAUGUUCCUUAACCUGGCCAAGACAUCCAGGGAGGCCAAGGUGGAGUCGGUGAGUAAGAAAGACAAGACCAAGCAGAGACCUCAGGCUUUGAACACGGUGGAGAUGCUGCGAGUGGCCAGCUCCGCCUUAGGCAUCGGCCCCCAGCAUGCUAUGCAGAUCGCUGAGCGUCUGUAUACACAAGGCUACAUCAGUUACCCACGCACUGAGACGACCCACUACCCUGAGAACUUUGACCUGAAAGGGACUUUGAGGCAGCAGAGCAACAAUCCUGUGUGGGCGGAGGAGGUCAAGGCUCUACUUGAAAAUGGAUUAAAUCGACCCAGGAAGGGAAACGAUGCUGGGGACCAUCCACCUAUUACCCCCAUGCGUGCUGCCUCAGAAGCUGAGCUGGGCAGUGAUGGGUGGCGUCUAUACGAGUACAUUACUCGGCAUUUUAUUGCCACUGUCAGUCAGGACUGCAAGUACCUACAGACCACCAUCGACUUCAGCAUCGGCCCAGAAGGUUUCUCAUGUAGCGGCAAAACCUUGAUAUCACCAGGUUACACAGCAGUGAUGCCCUGGCAGGGCAUCCCUCUAGAGGAGGCAAUGCCAGCUUGUGAGCGGGGAGACACUUUCACGGUGGAUGAAAUCAAGCAGGUGGAAAAGCAAACCAGUCCUCCAGACUACCUGACUGAGGCUGAGCUCAUCACCCUCAUGGAGAAACAUGGAAUCGGAACUGAUGCCAGCAUCCCUGUGCACAUCAAUAACAUCUGCCAGAGGAACUAUGUGACCGUGGAGAGUGGACGCAGGUUGAAGCCAACCAACCUGGGCAUUGUCCUAGUCCACGGCUACUACAAGAUAGAUGCAGAGCUGGUGCUGCCAACCAUCCGCAGCGCCGUGGAGAAGCAGCUGAACCUCAUUGCUCAGGGGAAGGCCAACUACCAGCAGGUCCUGCAGCACACGCUGGACAUCUUCAAGAGGAAGUUCCACUACUUUGUGGAUUCCAUUACAGGCAUGGAUGAGUUAAUGGAGGUUUCUUUCUCCCCUAUUGCUGCAACUGGGAAGCCCAUGUCCCGCUGUGGCAAGUGCCACCGCUUCAUGAAGUACAUCCAGGCCAAGCCCAGCAGGCUCCACUGCUCCCACUGUGACGAGACCUACAGCCUUCCACAGAACGGGGCCAUCAAGCUUUACAAGGAGCUGCGCUGUCCACUGGAUGACUUUGAGCUUGUCCUGUGGACCUCUGGGGCCCGUGGCAAGAGCUACCCGCUGUGUCCCUACUGCUUCAGCAACCCCCCCUUCAGGGACAUGAAGAAAGGUCUGGGAUGCAAUGAGUGCACCCAUCCAUCCUGCCAGCACUCUCUCAACUCUUUGGGCAUCGGACAGUGUGUGGAGUGUGAGAGUGGGGUUCUGGUGCUGGAUCCCACAUCUGGACCAAAAUGGAAGAUGGCCUGUAACAAGUGCAAUGUGGUGGUUCACUUCUUUGAACACGCCCAUCGCGUGCAGGUUGCUCAGGACAGCUGCAAUGCCUGUGAAGCCUCCCUGGUGGCUGUUGACUUCAACAAGGCCCGUACGCCACUUCCUGCUGGCGAGACCCAGCACACCGGCUGCGUGUUCUGUGACCCUGUGUUUCAGGAUCUGGUGGAGCUCAAACACGCCAGCCUGAGGCACGCCAUGCACCGAGGGGGGGGCGCACGGCGAGGAGGACGGGGGCGAGGCAGGGGGCGCCGAGGCAAUCCUAAAAAACCUAAAGACAAGAUGGCCGCCCUGGCAGCUUACUUUGUGUAGUGUCUGUUAUUUACAUACUGGUACAUGUGUUUAGUUACUGAGUAAAACACAUUAUAACAUGUUUUC